Messenger RNA from Protobothrops mucrosquamatus (brown spotted pit viper), 5625 nucleotides. RefSeq names its product DENN domain containing 4A (gene DENND4A). The transcript is spliced from 31 exons. The coding region runs from base 1 to 5625 and encodes 1874 amino acids. Lineage: Eukaryota; Metazoa; Chordata; Lepidosauria; Squamata; Viperidae. Gene Ontology annotation, cellular component: cytoplasmic vesicle; ESCRT I complex. The record is from RefSeq and is a predicted model, not a curated record. Gene Ontology annotation, molecular function: protein binding. Gene Ontology annotation, biological process: regulation of Rab protein signal transduction.
AUGGAAGACAGAGGAUCUCGGGUUGCUGACUAUUUUGUGGUGGCGGGAUUAACUGAUAUUUCCAAACCACUUGAGGAGGAAAUCCAUUUCAACGAUGCUUGCCAUAAGCUUGCAAAGCCCAAAGAACCCAUCACAGACGUGGCGGUGAUAAUUAAAUCUCUUGGGGAAGAGAUCCCUCCCGGAUACAAAUGCAUCGAUGUCACUCCGUCAGGACUGUCUGCUGAUCUCAACAAUGGCAGCCUCAUGGGGCCCCAAAUAUAUAUGUGCUACAGGAGAGGAAGGGAUAAGCCCCCACUUACGGAUCUGGGGGUGUUGUACGAUGGGAAAGAGAGGUUAAAACAGGGCUGUGAGAUCAUUCAGACCACCCCAUCUGGCCGCCCUGCGAAUAUCAGUAGCGGUGCCUCGUCCCAGAAAGUUUAUCUAACCUAUCGAAGAGCUUUGGAGAAUAUGACCCAGAACACGUUGGCGGUCACCGACAUCUGCAUCAUUAUCCCAAGUAAAGGGGAAACCCCACCACACACCUUCUGUAAAGUUGACAAGAAUCUGAACAAUAGUAUGUGGGGCUUAGCAGCCUACUUGUGUUACAAGAAAUCUGUAGCAAAAACCAACACCAUAUCAUACAAAGCAGGUCUCAUAUGCAGAUAUCCAGAGAAAGACUACGAUUCGUUUCCUCUACCAGAGUCGGUCCCUCUCUUUUGCUUGCCAAUGGGGGCAACCAUUGAAUGCUGGCCUUCCAAUAGCAAAUAUCCCCUCCCAGUAUUUUCUACGUUUGUGCUCACUGGAGCCUCAGCUGAAAAGGUCUAUGGUGCUGCUAUUCAGUUCUAUGAAACGUACUCUGAAGAAAAUCUGACCGAAAAACAGAAAUCUCAGCUGGGAUUCAUGGCCCCACCCAGCUCCAAAACGGUUCAAACUAACAAGUGCAUCUGCCUUCUGUCCCACUGGCCGUUCUUCGAUGCCUUCAAGAAAUUUCUCACUUUUCUUUACCGCUAUUCAAUAUCUGGUCCCCACGUCCUUCCUAUUGAGAAGCAUAUUUCCCAUUUUAUGCACAAGGUUCCUUUUCCGUCUCCACAAAGACCAAGGAUUUUAGUUCAGCUAUCACCCCAUGAUAAUCUGAUUCUUAGUCAGCCCAUAUCAUCACCUCUACCGCUGAGCGGAGGGAAGUUUUCUGCUCUUCUGCAGAAUCUGGGACCUGAGAAUGCUGUAAAUCUCCUGGUUUUUGCAGUGACGGAACAUAAAAUCCUCAUCCACUCCUUACGCCCUUCGGUCCUCACCAGCGUAACCGAAGCUCUGGUCUCUAUGAUAUUUCCUUUCCACUGGCCGUGCCCGUACAUUCCUCUCUGCCCCCUGGCCUUGGCUGAUGUUCUGAGUGCACCGUGUCCAUUCAUCGUAGGAAUUGAUUCCAGAUAUUUUGAUCUUUAUGACCCUCCACCAGAUGUUAGCUGUGUUGACCUAGAUACAAACACCAUUUCACAGCCAGGAGAUAAGCGAACAAUCGCAUGGAAGAUCUUGCCAAAGAAACCUUGUAAGAAACUGAUGAGCACUCUAAAUCACUUGUACCAGCAGCUGGCAGCAUUGCAGCAAAGACCACGAGACGAUGCUUUAAUGGAGCUGGCUAUGAAUGACUACGAUGUUCAGUCAGGCUCAAAGCUGCAUCUGUUAGAUGUAGAAAUUCAAGAGGCGUUUCUCACUUUUAUGGCUUCGAUCCUAAAAGGUUAUAGGUCCUAUCUGAGGCCUAUUACGCAAGCCCCUUCAGAGACGGCAACCGAUGCGAGCUCCCUCUUUGAAUUGCAAGGAUUCUUAAAAAGCCGUGAUCGUUCACAUCAAAAGUUUUACACAAUGAUGACCAAGACGCAGAUGUUCAUUCGCUUCAUUGAAGAAUGCUCUUUUGUUAGCGAUAAAGAUGCAAGCCUUGCCUUUUUUGAUGACUGUGUGAAUAAAGUGGAUGUAGACAAGACAGGGGACACGCGGCUUAUAGAACUUGAUGAGUCCCACAAGAGCGAGCACACCGUCUUCAUAACACCCCCCGAGAUUCCUCAUCUGCCCAAUGGAGAGGAGCUCCCAUAUCAAUACAGCUACAAUGGAUUUCCGGUACUAAAGCAAAAUUUAUUUGAACAGCCAGCAGGACUUUUGACAAUGCAAAACAGCAAAUUGUCUUCGAAAGCCAGCAGCCCAAACAGUCCUUUGCCAGUGUUCAGGAGAACAAAACAGGAAAUCAAGUCCGCGCACAGGAUGGCGAAGAGAUAUUCCUCCAUCCCCCAGAUGUGGUCCAGGUGUUUACUACGCCAUUGCUACGGCCUGUGGUUCAUCUGCCUGCCUGCUUAUGUCCGCGUUUGCCAUUCCAAAGUCAGGGCCCUGAGGACGGCCUACGAUGUGUUGCGCAAGAUGCACAUGAAAAAGAUCGAGCCACCUGACGAGGUGUGUUACCGGGUGUUGAUGCAGCUGUGCGGGCAAUAUAGUCAGCCCGUCUUAGCCGUAAAAAUCCUUUUUGAGAUGAAGAAGGCUGGCAUCGAUCCUAACGCCAUUACCUAUGGUUAUUACAAUAAGGCUGUUUUGGAAAGCAGUUGGCCAUCGAGCAAUCGAAGUGGCUACUUCCUGUGGACCAAGAUAAGAAAUGUCAUUUUAGGAAUAACUCAGUUUAAAAGAGCUCUAAGGAAGCAGCCUGCAAACGGAAUCCACAAAACUCUAUCUGGGGAACAUUCUGAUCUCUUAUAUAAGUUAUCUAAAGAAGCAGUUAAGCAAGGGAAAACAAACAUCCAGAAGAGUAUCGACCAGAGAGAUGAGAAAAAAGAGAGUGACUCAAGUUCCUUGUCCGAAAUUGAGAGUGGAAAGGGAAGCGGUGAUUGCCUCCCAGCGUUAAAUUAUCAAAAUUCCAAUUGUGUCACGCUCGGUUCAAGGAUUGUUCGUGUUAAUGACACAACUGGCAAAAUAUCAGAUGGCACAGGAGAUGGAUGCCGCAUAGAUACCUCUGCGGGAUUGCUCUUCUCUUGUUUUGACAAUAUCAAUAAAACAGGAGCCACUAAAGCUGAAAAGCUGAGAAACAAGCAUUUAAAUGCAGCUGAAACCGAACACAAAUGGAUGGUUUGGCGAAACAGGAAAUUGAGUGGAGAUGCUUUAAUGGAGCUUAUGAAGAAUCAGAUUAAUCAGGAAGCCAGACCGGAAGAAAUUGUGGAAAAACUGGGCGUGGAUGCCAAAAUCCUUUCUAAGAUGUUUGAGAAAAGAAUGAGGCCAAAGACUCUCAAUCUCCAACCAGCUUCUUCGGGAGCCGGUCGGAAGAUCAAUCUGGAAAAAGAAUCUAGUGAUGAAGACACAGCCUACGAGAACGGCCUUGUGCUUAAGAUAGAGUCUCCGGUUAUAUUUGAUUUGGAAGACCUGGAUAAUGAACCCGUCCCGGUGAAACCUGCGAAGCUGAUGCAUAAAAAGCCCAAGAAGGUUCAGCGGGCUAUAAGUUUUCCGCUGAAGCCCAUCGAGAAGGUUAACAUUGAAACCGGCUUUGAUCCACUCUCCUUGUUGGCAGCUGAAAAGGGGCAAGGGAAGGAAGAGGAGGAGGAGGAGGGGGAGAAGAGGGUCUCCACCCCAUCAGCCAGGCGCGAUUUAGCGGAGGAAAUCGAGAUGUACAUGAAUAAUAUGAGUAGUCCUUUAACAAGCCGGACCCCCAGCAUCGAUUUGCAAAAGGCCUACGGCGACAAGAAUCCCAACAGAAAGAGUCCAACCUUAGGCCAGCCGUGCCGAAGAUCUAGCCUCCCUCCAAACUCACCCAGGUCAAUAACGCUCCCCAAAUCCAAGAGCUACCAGGUCAAAAAUGAAAGAGGGAGGGACCGGCUUUGGUCCUCUCCCGUGUUCUCUCCGAACAAUUUGUCAAGGGGGCAGUCUCAAGACAUGGCUGAUGCAGUAGCACUCGCCUCUCCAACCUCCUUCAACCUGGACACGCUCCUGACCCCAACCUUCGAUGUUCUGAAGAGCAGCAUGUUUUCUGCAGGAAAAGGGGUGGCGGAGAAGGCCAGCAAGUGGUAUUCAAAGUUCGCCACCUACGCGGCAGCAUCGAAGGAUCAAAACUCAGACCGAGCAAGCGUGUCGUCCCUCGGGGCCCUGGACUCGGAAUCUGCCUCUCUCACCGACGAAGACGUGUGCAACGAUCUGGAAAGCAGCUCUUCUCCUUGGGACGAUGCGUCGUCAGCUUUCAAGCGCAUCGGCCUGAGCUCCACCAGUCUGGAAAGUGCCGCUUCUCACAACGGCUCCUCAAAGCGUUCCUCGCACUGUGGUAAGACAGAGGUGGUUCCCUUUUGCAGUCCAAGCAGCACCAGCGUUUUCCAGAAUUACGCCCUGGAGGUCCUGAUCUCCAGCUGUUCCCGAUGUCGGACCUGCGACUGCCUGGUCCAUGACGAAGAGAUCAUGGCAGGCUGGACCGCGGACGACUCCAACCUGAACACCACCUGCCCCUUCUGUGGAAACCUCUUCUUGCCUUUCCUGAAUAUUGAAAUCCGAGAUCUCCGGGGACCCGGAAGGUACUUCUUGAAGCCCAGUCCUUCUUCGGAAAACAUCCAGCUUCCGUUCCCUUUUAUGAACCAGGCCGACAAAACGUGCGUUGCUGAUCCCCUUUCAGGAUUUACUGCGACUUUAAUUCCAGCUCAAAAUGACUUGGUUUCAGAAGGGUACACAAAACAUUUGGACACCCUCUGUGCCAAGAGCAUUCAGAUCCCUUCUCAGCGAAGGCAUCCUUCAUCCAAAGACGAACCGCUUGGGCACCCCCUGUCAAGAAGCGUCAGUGCCUACAGUUCUUUAGAGAUAGAUGAAGUGGGAGUCCAUACACACAACCACGUGGUGCCCACAGGGAGCCUGCCUACAACUUUCCAGCAGAGAAUGGAGUCUUUGCAGCUGGAGUGGCAUCUGCCUAGCCCGGAGCCCAUCACUGUUCCUUAUCUAAGUCCUCUCGUUGUCUGGAAAGAACUUGAGAGCUUGUUGGAAAAUGAAGGAGAUCACGUGAUCACCGUGGCAGAGUUUGUGGACCAUCAUCCCAUCGUCUUCUGGAACCUGGUGUGGUACUUCCGACGGUUGGACUUACCCAGUAGCUUGCCUGGAUUAAUUCUGUCCUCUGAACACUGCAAUAAAAAUUCCAAGAUACCCAGAAACUGCAUCUUGGAGAACAGCAAGCAUGUUCUGAUUCAGAUGUUGUGGGACAAUAUGAAACUGCACAAAGAUCCAGGACAGCCCCUCUAUAUUCUAUGGAAUGCCCAGAGUCAAAACCGUACCCUUGUGUUUGAGACUCAGAAAUACCCAGUGGUUCGUUUACUGCAAAAGGAUGACAGUUUCUUUAACCAGGAGCUCUUAAGAAACAUGGUCAAGAGUAUUAAGAUGAACGAUGUCUAUGGACCAAUGAGCCAGAUCCUAGAGAGGCUGAACAAAGGACCACAGAUCAAAAGGCAGAGGAGUCUUUAUAGAGAGAUACUAUUUCUCUCUCUCGUUGCUCUUGGAAGAGAUAAUAUCGAUAUAGAUGCUUUCGACAGAGAAUACAAGAUGGCUUACGAUCGUCUCACCACAAAUCAGGUCAAGAACACUCACAACUGUGAUCGGCCACCUAGUACCGGAGUGAUGGAGUGUCGAAAGACGUUUGGGGAACCGUAUCUCUAA